This is a messenger RNA of Chaetomium strumarium, 949 nucleotides long. RefSeq lists its product as uncharacterized. The record is from RefSeq and is a predicted model, not a curated record. The transcript has a single exon. Lineage: Eukaryota; Fungi; Ascomycota; Sordariomycetes; Sordariales; Chaetomiaceae. The coding region runs from base 1 to 681 and encodes 226 amino acids.
AUGUCUGAGAAGCGGGACUCAUCCCAGUUCAUCAACCCCUCCAACCUAACCCUCCCCUCAACUCCCUCCGCAGCUGCCUAUCGCAACCUCAAAAGCGAGACUCUCGCCGCAGAAGCAGCAAGCACCACCCUUACCAGAACCAACACCGCUGCUCCAUCCCUUUCCUCACCAGACCGCUACCCAGCACCAUUCACCACCGAGAACAUCCACUACACCCCGCGCGAAAUAGCCUUCAAGCGCACGAUAUGCGCCAUCGAGCGCUUGAAGAUCGCCCAGGAGGGGUGGGCCCUCGUUGCCCAGGCGCUGGUCCAGAGCGGGACCAUCCCCGACAACGAAACCGUCUCGCGCGAGAUGAGCGCGUUCGGCCACGCCCUCUGCGGGCGGCACGCGGCCGCCUUCUUCCUCGCGAAUGCCCUGGAGGAUAUGAGCCCGGAGGACUGGUUCGCGAGGGGGCAGAGUCAGAGGCGGAAGUGGGAUGCCACGCUGAGGAGGCUGCAGACGCUGAAGGGGUUGGAGGCGAGCUUGGUGUGUUGGGAGAGGGUCGUGUUGGAGUUGGUGGAUCUGGUGGAACGGAGGGAGGCUUCGUCGAGGAGGGAUGAGUGGGAUUAUGAGGUGGAGUGGACGGAGAGAUUGUCGAAGGUGUUGGGGCGGUGGCGGGAGGGGUUGCCUAGUAGGCCGUAGGGGGGGAACUGAGAGGCAGUAUGAUCGUAAUACUACGUUAUGAGAAAGCCUCAUGCUGUCGACUAAUAUUAGCGUAUUUUAAAUCAGUCAGAUUUGGUUUGUUAGCCUCUGGUUGAUUCUUGAUGUGAGGCACUUCAACUUGACUGCCUCGGGCUCUUGAUCGGUUUGAAUGAGCAUCUCGAGUCCAUUGUUGAGGUCGCGCAAGACGAGGAAAGUGGUGAUGAACAAUUGUAAGCUCUUGCUUCUCUGCGUGACAACCCAAAACCAC